This is a messenger RNA of Bacidia gigantensis, 2046 nucleotides long. RefSeq lists its product as uncharacterized. The transcript has 2 exons. Bases 1 to 2046 code for a protein of 681 amino acids. Gene Ontology annotation, molecular function: ribonucleoside triphosphate phosphatase activity; nucleoside triphosphate diphosphatase activity. NCBI's taxonomy places the organism in Eukaryota, Fungi, Ascomycota, Lecanoromycetes, Lecanorales, Ramalinaceae. Gene Ontology annotation, biological process: nucleoside triphosphate metabolic process. The record is from RefSeq and is a predicted model, not a curated record.
AUGGCUGCAAAUGUUGAACGAUCAAGCCCUGAGCCUCAUGAGGAUGUCUCUCCGCUCACUUCAGAUGCCGAGUCCGAGGACGAUCCCAUCGCUCGCCAUGCUCGCAAUUCCACUGAAGUAGCGGUGCAUGAUUGUGGAAUCUUGGAAGAAGAGGAAGAAAGAGAAGAGCUGUUGACAGCCCGGACAGAGACCUCAUCCACCCCAAAAUUUCUCUCUAGUAAGAUUCGAGAUAUACGAUUGAAUGGUAAAUUGGGGAGGGCAAGCAAGAGAGACGGCUACAGGAAGACGCGGCGAGAAGAACACGGUGAUCUGGACGAAAAUGGAGAACUCAUGUAUGAAAUGGAAGAAGGCGGUCCACACAGCGAGAUCAGCUCCCAGGCUUCGAGCAGCUCUGCCGAAUUGGACAAGCUCAACCUUUCGCGAAAUCAGAAGCCAGAGUGGAGAAAGUAUGCCAUUGGCUCAGCAGUAAUAAUAGUCCUCUCCCUCCUCUUCAUUAUCUUGACCUUGGGAGCAUACAACGCUACUCAAGAAUCGAUAAAGGUCCCGCAAAUCUUGCUCUCCAAUGGCACGUCACUCUUUGCUCCCACCACCAUCCUCAUAUCCCUUGAUGGAUUCCGGGCAGACUUCCUUACGAGAGGCAUCACCCCUACCCUGAAUCAAUUCAUCGCAGAGGGUAUCUCGCCAAAGUACAUGUAUCCGUCAUUCCCCAGUGUAACGUUUCCCAACCACUUCACACUUGUGACUGGACUUCAUCCUGAGAGCCAUGGCAUCGUUGGUAAUACGUUCUGGGAUCCAGAGUUCGAAGCUGAGUUCCACUACACCGAUCCAUCGAGAAGUAUGCAGCCCAAGUGGUGGAAAGGCGGAGAACCAAUUUGGGUGACAGCAGAGAAACAAAAUGUCAAGACGGGCGUACAUAUGUGGCCAGGCUCAGAAGCCGGCAUGGAAUACUCUGCGAGCUACCUCGACAAGUUCAACGGUAGUGAACUUUUAUCAAAAAAGACUGAUCGUAUCCUCGAGUUGCUCGAUCUUCCUAGCAUUGAAGAUUCAGCUACAAGAGUACGUCCGCAGCUUAUUGCUGCUUACGUUCCCAAUGUUGACGGGGAUGGCCAUCGCUAUGGACCAAAUAGCACCGAGAUCUAUGAUACAAUUUCAGCUGUAGACAAGAUGCUCCACAAUAUCUUCACAGGCCUUGAUGAGCGCAAUUUGACGUCGAUUGUGAACGUGAUUGUUGUCAGUGAUCAUGGUAUGGCAACAACAUCUGUCGAUCGCUUGGUACAGCUCGACGACAUAAUAGAUGUCGGCAAGAUCGAGCAUAUUGACGGCUGGCCACUUUACGGUCUACGCCCCUGGAGUGACGAGCCUGUACAAGAACUUUACGACCAGCUCAAAGCUGAAGCAGAUCAGAGCCCUAACUUCGACGUCUAUCUCCGAGAUAAGGAUAUGCCGACGCAGUUCCACUUCUCCCAGAACCCACGAAUAGCGCCACUCUGGGUCAUUCCCAAGACAGGGUGGGCAAUAGUCCACAAGGAAGACUUCGACGUCAAAGAAGCUAAAGCCUCCGGACAGACCUAUGCGCCAAAAGGUCUGCAUGGAUAUGAUCACCAUAACCCACUCAUGCGAGCGAUCUUCGUAGCUAGAGGUCCUGCUUUUCCACAUAAGCCGAAUAGCAGAGUUUCCCCCUUUCAGAAUACCGAGGUGUACAACAUACUCUGCGACUCCUUGGGGAUUGAGCCAAAAGCCAACAACGGGACACUUCGGCUGCCGCUGAAGCCUAGUGGAUUGCAUUCAGAUGAAAAUCAAGAAGAAGCCAGCGAUGAGAUCCAAGAUUUGCCUUCUAGUCCAACGGUAGAAAUUGUGGAGAUUGGAAGUGACGGCAAGCCGAUAACCGUGGGCGAAACACAAGAAAGCGGCAAUGAGGAGUCGCAAAGACACAAGAACAAAUUCUUCGAUUAUUUGAAGGCAAAGAUCGCUCAAGCCAUGCAAUGGGCGUCUGCCAUUUUGCAUGGACAUAAGAAGCCUAAAGAUGGCCCAGCUGAACCUUCUUGA